AUGAGUGUAGCUCUCGCAUCGUUGCUAGAAACCGUUGUUCGUGCGAACGGAGCUGUGCCUGCUACAAUUGGUGUCGUAAGAGGCGUUGCUCGCGUCGGCCUUGCUGCCGAUGAACUUAUCGAGCUAGCAUCGAGAGCGGAGAAGAAAGACGCCCUGAAAGUGUCUCGUCGGGAUCUUGGCUACAUUUGCGGUCUGGGCGUGGCUGGUAAGCCGCUCUAUGGCGGUACCACAGUGUCCGGCACAAUGGUCCUUGCGCAUCUAGCGGGGAUCAAGGUAUUCGGUACAGGUGGUCUUGGUGGCGUACAUCGCGGUGCAGAGUCAUCAAUGGAUAUAUCAGCUGAUUUGACCGAGCUCGGACGGACCCCCGUAGCUGUAAUUAGCUCCGGCUGUAAAAGCUUCUUGGACAUUCCUAGGACGCUUGAAUACCUUGAAACGGAAGGCGUCUGUGUUGGCACUUUUGCAGAUGGUCGCCAGGGCCCUGUUGAUAUCCCCGCAUUCUUCAGCCGCGACAGUGGCAUUAAAAGCCCCAAGGUCAUUGAAAACGAAGCAGAAGCAGCUGGAAUCAUCUAUGCGCAAUCGAGACUACCUAUCUCGUCGGGAAUGUUGUUUGCUAACCCAGUUCCGGUGGAGCAUUCAAUUCCCCAGGGCGAGAUUGACGCCGCCAUCAACGAAGCCGUCCACCUUGCUGAAGUGGAAGGUCACCACGGAAGUGACAACACGCCCUACAUCUUGGCCAAGAUCAAGGAACUCAGCGGCGGGAGAUCGGUGGCAGCCAACCGGGCCCUAGUUGAAGCGAACGUCAAGCGUGCAGCGCGGGUUGCCGUGGAGCUCUCGAAAUUAGAACAGUCCACGAUUUCUAGCGAACAACAUAUGCCAGCGACUCUACCGAUCAGUAGGGCUGACCAGGCUACUUCAGAGACUAAAUCGAAACUGCCUCCAAGAACUGAGCCAGUAGAAAGGGCAGAUAUCCUAGUUGCGGGAUCUUUAGCGAUAGAUCUCGCAUGCGACUAUGUUCCUGCAGCCGGACAGACCAUACCCGCCCUACGGACGUCCAAUCCUGCCGUCAUUGAACAAAGCCUUGGCGGAGUUGGCCACAAUGUCGCCUUUGCCUCAAAGUCUUUAGGCUGCUCUGUCAUGUUUUGCAGCGUGGUUGGUGAUGAUUUGAGCGGCCGCGCAGCCCUGGCAUCUCUGCAGCAAGAAGGGCUGUCCACUAGCGGCGUCAAGGUGCUACCAGCGACGUCGAGAGCACGUACAGCACAAUACGUUGCAGUAAACGACGCGACUCGGGAUCUUCAUGUGGCCAUGGCCGAUAUGGGUAUUCUGCAGCUUCCCGCAGAGACAUUCGACUUUGAUGGCUUCUGGGAGCCAGUCGUCUCGCACACGAAACCAAAGUGGGUGGUUGUGGAUGCCAACUGGAGUCCAGAAUUGCUUUCCAAGUGGGUUGCAGUGGCGAACAAGCACAGUGCGCGAGUUGCUUUUGAGCCCGUCUCAGCUGCCAAAUCUCAGUUCCUUUUCAAGAAAACCCCUGAAAUGGAAGCAGCUGUGGGCGAAUCCGCAUGUGUUCCGAACAACACUGUGAGCCUCGCGGCGCCGAAUGAGUUCGAGCUUGCGGCCAUGUACACGGCUGCCCGGGAAAAUGGCCUCUUCGAUUCGACCGGUUGGUGGCGCGUUAUUGAUUCGCUGGGAAUGUCAUCGUCAGGCUCGAGAGAACGGCUGGUUGCAAUGACAUCAGCCGCGCUCGUUGACGCAGGCAUACCCCAGCAGAGCAUCCAGCUUCUUCCAUUUCUUCCCUGCAUAAUCACGAAGUUGGGCGCCAGAGGAGCGCUGCUUACCCAGCUGCUGAAACCAGGAGAUGCUCGUCUGACAGAUCCAGAAUACAGCCCCUAUAUCCUCUCCCGCGCCACAUCCACUGAUGGUGUCACUGGAGGCGUGUACAUGCGGUUGUUCCCGCCGGCUGCGAAGUUAGCCGACGAGGCCAUUAUCAGCGCUAAUGGCGCUGGAGAUACUUUGCUUGGUGCUGUUAUCUCUGGCCUUGCCGCCGGACACGGGAGAAUUGAAGAUCUGCUUUCAUUUGCGCAAGAGGCAAGUCUUUUGACUCUCAAAAGUGCCGGGGGUGUGAGUAAAGAGCUUGCACAAUUACAGCCAAGACUCAAGGAUAUUGCGCCAUGA
Aspergillus mulundensis is the source of this 2169-nucleotide messenger RNA. RefSeq names its product pseudouridine-5'-phosphate glycosidase/carbohydrate kinase family protein. Gene Ontology annotation, molecular function: kinase activity; pseudouridylate synthase activity. The record is from RefSeq and is a predicted model, not a curated record. The transcript is spliced from 7 exons. Lineage: Eukaryota; Fungi; Ascomycota; Eurotiomycetes; Eurotiales; Aspergillaceae. The coding region runs from base 1 to 2169 and encodes 722 amino acids.